Molecule: messenger RNA, 894 nt
Organism: Heterostelium album PN500
Lineage: Eukaryota; Evosea; Eumycetozoa; Acytosteliales; Acytosteliaceae
Exons: 3
Coding region: 1-894 (297 amino acids)
Source: RefSeq, a predicted model, not a curated record
AUGUCUACUAGAAUAGAUGCAAGUAACAGAGCAUUGAGACAUCAACAUACAUUGCUAUUACAGAAUGCGAAGAAACAACAACUUAAAGGUCCUGUAACGAAAUGGGAGAAGAAAUGGGUUACUGUAGGUCAUUUGAAACUAUUAAAAUGGAUAGCAUUGAAACCAAAGAAACCUGUUGUUGGUAAUCAAGCUGUUGCAAGAACAAAAGAUAAUGUACCAAAUAAAGCUGCAGAAGUAUCAAAUACAAUUAGAACAAGAUCAAAGAGAGGUUCUACAACAGAGGGUGGAGCAUCACUUGUAGAAACAGAGAUGGAGAUGAUCUAUUUAAAUAGUUUACCAAAGACAAGAAGCAACAGUAGAAGAUUAGAAAAGAUUCAAAAGAAAUUACAAGAGAAUGCAGCAACUAAAGAUGAUGGUACUGACGAGAGUUCAUCGACUACCACUACAACAACCACUACAACAUCUACGGAUGAUAGCAGCGGUAGACCAAAUAGUUUGAAGAAGAAGAUAUUCAUUAAUAAGGGCGCUGGAUUGGGUGCUGGCAACGCCGUACAAUCGGUACCAUCACCGUCGUCAUUGGCUUCAAGUGGAAUAGGCAGUAUCGAAUCACAGAAAGAUCAAUCAUCUACACCGAGAGGUCAAAUCAGUAAUGUUAACAAUCAACAUGAUGACGACGAUGAUGAUGACGACGAGGAAGAGGAUCUUAGCAAGAUGGAGGACGACGAUGACGAUGACGAUGACAAGAUGAUGGGUGCUCAUCAUCAUCAUUCAAAUAGAGCUGCCGAUGAAGAGGAUGACGAUGACUCUGAUGACGAUCAGGAUUUACAAAGAGGAGGAAAAGCAACAGACAGUCAAAUGGAUGAUGAUGACGAUGAAGAAGAAGGUGCAUACUAA